Molecule: messenger RNA, 1676 nt
Organism: Psammomys obesus (fat sand rat)
Lineage: Eukaryota; Metazoa; Chordata; Mammalia; Rodentia; Muridae
Gene: Prdx1
Product: peroxiredoxin 1
Exons: 6
Coding region: 107-706 (199 amino acids)
Biological process (GO): removal of superoxide radicals; leukocyte activation; cellular response to stress
Cellular component (GO): cytosol
Molecular function (GO): thioredoxin peroxidase activity
Source: RefSeq, a predicted model, not a curated record
CUUUGUGGCUUAUAAAGGCAGCGCCCCGCGCGCGCUCGGGCGUCAUCUUCCUGCGGUGGCACGGUCGUGCGUCAGGGACCUGUUGCUCGACUCUGCCGAUAGAAAGAUGUCUUCAGGAAAUGCAAAAAUUGGGCAUCCUGCCCCCAACUUCAAAGCCACAGCUGUUAUGCCAGAUGGACAAUUCAAAGAUGUUAGCCUAAGUGAAUACAAAGGAAAAUAUGUUGUGUUGUUCUUUUACCCUCUUGAUUUUACUUUUGUUUGCCCCACGGAGAUCAUUGCUUUCAGUGAUAGAGCAGAAGAAUUUAAAAAACUCAAUUGCCAAGUAAUUGGAGCUUCUGUGGAUUCUCACUUCUGUCAUCUUGCAUGGAUUAAUACACCCAAGAAACAAGGAGGAUUAGGACCCAUGAACAUUCCCUUGCUAUCAGAUCCCAAGCGUGCCAUUGCUCAGGAUUAUGGAGUCUUGAAAGCUGAUGAAGGUAUCUCUUUCAGGGGCCUCUUUAUUAUUGAUGAUAAAGGCAUCCUUCGCCAGAUCACUAUAAAUGAUCUUCCUGUUGGCCGAUCUGUGGAUGAGAUUCUGCGACUAGUCCAGGCUUUCCAGUUCACUGACAAACAUGGUGAAGUGUGUCCAGCUGGCUGGCAACCUGGCGGUGAUACCAUCAAGCCUGAUGUCCAGAAGAGCAAAGAAUAUUUCUCUAAGCAGAAGUGAGCACUGAACCAUUUUUCUGCCAGGCAGCAUUGAGAAGCCAGAAGAAAAACUCGUGCUUAAACACAAAUGUAGUUUGAUUCAAGAUAUGCCUUUCCUUAUAAGGUUGGGGUGGUUAGCCUUUCUUCCACUAUUGGUAAUGGCCUGAAGUCUGUUGUAGGCAGACCAUUUGAUUUACCAGUUACAGAAAUCAGCCUGUUCUUUUUUUUUUUUUUUUUUUUAUUGUCUAUUAAACGUUAACUCUAAGAACUUGGUGAUUUAUUUUAAAGCAACAUUAGGUUUUUAAGAGGAACUUUUCUUUUUUCUCUUAUGUGUAGGUGAGUGCAAGUAUGUGCACAUGUGUGAGUGGGUGUGCAUACAGGUGUAUGUUUACCUUUAAGAAAAAGAAAUGGUUUGUGUGUAUAAAUGUUUUCCUGCAUAUGUACCAUGUACCUGCCUGUUGGAUCUCCUGGAACUUGUGUUAUGGAUUGCUAUGUGCCACCAUGUGUGUGCUGGGAAUUGAAUGAACCUGGGUCUUCUGCAAGAGCAGCUCCUGGCCACUGGGCCCUUUCUCCUGUUUUACUUUUUGAGACAGGAUCUCUCCCUGAUCUGGAACUUGUGAGGCUAGCACUCUGAGGAUCUGGUUUUCUAGUGCUGGUUUUAUAAGCAUGGACUACCGUGCCUGGCUUUUUAUAGGGGUUGAAGUGGGUUUUGUUUUUUGAGGCAGGGUUUUCCUAGGUAGCCCUGGCUGUCACAGAACUCACUCUGUAGACCAGGCUUGCCGCUGGGCAUGUGCCACCACUGCCCAGCUUCAUCCCUUUUUUUUUUUUUUUUUGAUAGGAGUUCCAUGUACCAUAGCCCCUGCUUUUUUUUCUUACUCUUUUGGAGGCUUAUCCUGGACCUCACUCUGUAGACCUGACUUAGAAUUUAUAGAAAUUUCCCUGCCUCUGCCUUCCUGCUGGGAUUAAAGAUGUACACCAUCACUGCUCAGCCA